CUGAAUGCAGAACUUGCCAGAGAGUAUCUGGAGAAAGUGGCAGAUCUUCUGCUUGAGUUUGCACAAGCAGACACAACAGUGAAAUAUUUCAUGUGUAGCCAAAGCUUGCUCAGUCGGCUUUUCCAGAUGUUUAAUAGGGUGGAGCCUCCUAUUUUGUUGAAGAUACUGAAGUGUAUUAAUCAUCUGUCAACUGAUCCAAAUUGCUUAGAAAAUCUUCAGCGUGCUGAAGCAAUUAAAUACUUGAUACCAAAUCUUGAACUCAAAGAAGGGUCCCUUGUUUCAGAGAUACAUCAUGAGGUGUUGAACGCACUAUUCAAUUUAUGCAAGAUAAAUAAGAGGAGACAAGAACAAGCAGCUGAAAAUGGAAUCAUUCCCCAUUUGAUGCAAUUCAUCACAUCAAAUUCUCCCUUGAAACAAUAUGCAUUGCCACUGUUAUGUGACAUGGCUCAUGCAUCUCGCAAUUCAAGGGAGCAGUUAAGGGCUCAUGGUGGUUUGGAUGUCUAUUUGAACCUUCUUGAGGAUGAGAUCUGGUCUGUUACAGCACUAGAUUCUAUUGCUGUUUGUUUAGCCCAUGAUAAUGACAACAGGAAGGUUGAACAAUCAUUGCUGAAAAAGGAUGCAGUUCAAAAGCUUGUGAAGUUCUUCCAGUGCUGUCCAGAGCAGCAUUUUGUACACAUAUUGGAGCCAUUCUUGAAAAUCAUCACAAAAUCUGCAAGGAUCAAUACCACAUUGGCUGUUAAUGGAUUAACGCCAUUGCUCAUUGCAAGGCUAGAUCAUCAGGAUGCUAUAGCUCGUCUUAAUUUGCUCAGGCUAAUAAAGGCUGUUUAUGAGCAUCAUCCUCAGCCCAAGAAGUUGAUUGUGGAAAAUGAUCUGCCUGAAAAACUUCAAAACUUAAUAGGGGAACGGAGAGAUGGGCAAGUGUUGGUCAAACAGAUGGCUACGUCAUUACUUAAAGCACUACACAUAAACACCGUUUUGUAAAUUUAGAUUUUAAUUGUAAUCUUCUUUUAUGUAUAUUUAUCGUUGUAUAUAACUCUCUAAUAUCUGGUUUGCUUAUUUUUGUUUUCUAUUUGGUUGAGUGGAAAAAAUAGCAUAGGCUGGCGUAUGUCGUUUUGAUUCUUGGAUAAUAUUUUAGUGGGUGGCUGAUUUUGACGGCUUUAAUGGCCGAAUUGUAUUUUUUUUUAACUAUAUGUAGCUGUUUUAGUAUGGACACGUGGUGAAAAUUAAGGUACUACUUUCAAGAGCUACUUCUAUUCAAUCUA
Messenger RNA from Cajanus cajan (pigeon pea), 1262 nucleotides. The record is from RefSeq and is a predicted model, not a curated record. NCBI's taxonomy places the organism in Eukaryota, Viridiplantae, Streptophyta, Magnoliopsida, Fabales, Fabaceae.